Molecule: messenger RNA, 3720 nt
Organism: Onychostoma macrolepis
Lineage: Eukaryota; Metazoa; Chordata; Actinopteri; Cypriniformes; Cyprinidae
Gene: stbd1
Product: starch binding domain 1
Exons: 2
Coding region: 184-1827 (547 amino acids)
Cellular component (GO): membrane
Molecular function (GO): glycogen binding; starch binding
Source: RefSeq, a predicted model, not a curated record
GAGAGAGAGAGAGAGAGAGAGAGCGCGAGCGAGCGAGAGAGAGAGCCUAUUGGCAGCGUGCUCACCUGAUUGCGGGGCUUCUUUUCAUCUUCUGCCGCAUCAAAGGGUCAUUUCGCCCGCGGCGCUGAGAAUGAAGUGAUCACCGACACCGUUACAUCUACAUUGACGCUUUUCACCCACAGCAUGACCAUGAAGAAGAGCAAACCGAUUGCUCUGGACCGCCGCGAUAUUCACUCCCUGCUGGAUGUGAUCGGCGGCUUCGGUGCAGUAGUCGCCGUGGGGAUCAUUGCCAUGCUGUCGGUGUGCGCCGCGUUCUUCAUUUACCGAUCCUUUAGAGGUCAGCGCGGAAAGGGUGAAGAGAAUAACGGCAAUGAAGCGACGGGAGAAGGGAGCACGGCUCGGGGGAGGAAAAAAGAGAGGGAUGAUCGACCUACCGAGUCAACAGGAGAAUGUCAGGGUGGAAAGCAGAAGAAGUGCAGAGAAUCCACUAACCUCUCAUCCACCGACAACAUGCUCCUUCCUGCUGAGGUGCCAGAGAAAGACCUGAAUGAAAGCACUCUUAAGGAUUUGGAGGAUAUUACAGAUGAGCUCCUAACAGACUUGGAACCCGAAAUGGAAGAAAAAACGGAUUCUGAUCUGGAUCAGUGUGUAGAAUUGGAUCCUGAUGAGAACACGGAAUGUGAGAAACAUAUUGAGGAUGAGGAUGAUGAUGGACGCGAGGUUUUGGCUGAUGCGAGUGUUGGUUUGACAGAAUUGGACAUCCAACGCAAUUCUGUCAAGAAGGAAAUUGAGGAAUACCUUGACAAGUCUGUGAGUUUGGACACAGAUGAGCCGUCUGAAACUGAAAGCGCUCGGGAGUUCAUUUAUCAGAGACAUCAAGAUCACAUCACAACUAAAAGCAAGUCUUCUCCAGACCAAGCCCCAUCCAAUCCCAGCAAGAUCCAAUUAGAGGAAAACAUCAAUACGUCAACUGUGGAAGGAGAGGAGAACACGAGCAAGAAGUUUGAAGACCAUCAUGAUUGGCGAUUUCCACGAACAAAUAACUUUGAUUGCGGUUGCAGUGAUAAGAAGACAGAUACGAUGGAGAAAAUAAAAGGCCAGCCAUGGUUUCACACUGGAAGCUAUGCCACAGAUGCCAUAAACCUGAGCCCGGCUGUGGAAACCAUGGUUAACCACAGCAGCAGGUUUGAGUUCCAGAACUACUUGGGUUUCCAAACUGAUAAUACGUUCAUGGGUGGGUCUUCAACACAGGUGAGCCUCUCACAAGAGAAGAAAACCGACGAAGAGGGCGCGUCAGCGGAUAAGAAACACGAAAAGAAUGAAAUCAGCAUCAUGGACGCCAUUAUGGACAAUAAUGAGUGGCUAAACGUAGGUGCACCAGAGUUCAGAGAUCUUCCUUGGCUUUCGCCAACUGCAAGCGAAGAAAAACAGACGCAACAAGAAAAAGAAGGGCAAGUCAAGACCGAUUUAGCAAAAGAUGAUGAAGAACCGGUGAAUAAAAGAGUAGCGACUGUUCCGCCUUUAUCGCAAGCGGUUAACGUGACCUUCAGGAUUCACUACAUCACAUAUUCUCCUAAGCAGCUGGUGGCUGUUACCGGGAGCCUACAGGAAUUGGGGGCCUGGGAGAGAUUUGUUCCACUGCAAAGAGCCAAGGAUGGGUUCUGGGCCAACACUGUCAGCCUCCCUGUGGAGAGCAAGUUGGAGUGGAAGUUUGUCCUGGUGGAAGAUGGAAAGAUCUCUCGCUGGGAGGAAUGUGGAAACCGCUAUCUCUUUGUAACAAGUCAAGAUGAAGACAUCCAUCUUGACGAGUGCUGGGGAUGUUGUUGAACUCAGAGGUGACUAUCUUCUUGGGCUGCACGAUUAAUAAAUAUAAAAUUGCAAAUCACGAUAUGGCUGGGGUUUAAAUAAAUAAAUAUAAGCGCUGCGUGUUUCAGAGUGAAGUGAGAGGCAAUGUGUUUUUACACGUGACCAGUUUAUUCGGAGCAUCUCAAAGUGGCCAGAUUCGCUUUUUUACACAAUCUCGGCAUCUACUCUAAUUUUUGGUUGCUUUGGCGUUAAAUUGGGAAUGCACAAUGCUCCAACCAUCUUCACAUAUGCUUGUUAACAAAAAAGAAGCUCCCUGCGGUUUUGUCAAAAAUAAAAGUUUAUUCGAUUUUUUGAAAAUAUAUAAAGAUAGCAAUAAAUACUAGUAUUGUGAUGUUGCAUAUAAAAUGAAAUUAUUAUUUUCCCAAAUCGUGCAGCCCUUCAACUUCCUCCAACUUUAUACAGCAAUAAUAAUCCAUAGUGCAUUAUUGAAAUCCAAUAUGUAUGAUUAUAUUGUACUAUUAUUAAUUAUUACCGAAUUAGUCCAAUAAAGCAUGAGGCUGUGGAACUGUUACUAUAGCAAUAAGAUUAUGAUAUUACAAAUAUGCACUUUUUUACGUCGAUAAUGUGAUGAUUAUAUCCAGUCGUACUGUAAAUGUCUGCCCUUAUAACUAUAAUCCUGUAACGGCAACGUACCAAAAUUGAGAAAAUUCACAAAAAGUCUUGUCUUUCAUGUAUAAGGGAAAAUCCGAAUGCUUCCAGAGGUUGAAUAUAUCUCUUUUAAAGCGUAUUGCAUAAAGUUUUGUGUGUGAAUUUAAUCUAAAAUGUUGCAAGAAUCUCACUAAUCUUUUCAUGACUGACUUAUCUAGAAACAUACUCUAUGCAAGUGCACAAAUGCAGACGUGAAUGCAAAUAUGCAGUCCCUCUGUACAUAUUUUGCAUGCAUGAUUGCAUUAGAAAGCUCAGUUCUCAGGAAGGACAUGGUUUCCUUCAAAUGUGAUUUUAAUUGAAUUACUUAUUAAAAAGGUUUCUAGCUAUGCACGUUGACUUUGACUAACUUUAAUUAAUUGUUGCUAUGUUUGUCAGCGCCAAUAGCCUUGUGGGCAGUGCGCCAACAUACAGCGCCGUUGUGCUACUGGAGUCCCGAGUUCGAAUCCUGACUCGAGGCCCUUUCCCGAUCCCUCCGCCAUCUCUCUCCCACUUUGCUUCCUGUCAGCUCUGAUCUGCCUUAUCAUAAUAAAGGUGAAAAUGCUAAAAAUAAAUCUUAAAAAAAAAAAAAAAAGUUGCUAUGUCAUGACAGUAGUUGAUCAAAGAGAGAAAACUGACCAUAGAAGAAGUUAAUUUAUACUAAUGCCUGUUAUAGCGCCCUUUGUGGAAACACUGAGAAUACAACACAGAGUUACACAUUUUAAUAGUUGCACUUUUAAAAUGGCUGUCUGACACAUUUCAGAAUACAUUUCAGGUUAAAUUGCUUGAAACUUUAGCGUUCAUGUACUUGCAUAGAGUAUCUUUCAGGCCUGUGAUUUGAUUGUCCUGUAGUGAAUGCUUGAGCAAUGCAAAACACCCACCAGCCAAAAACACCAUUAUCUUUGUGGUAGUUUGGCAUCCUGUUCUUUCUCUAAUCUGUUAAACGCUGAUAUAAAACCAGCUUAAUCGUCCCAAAUCCCAGCCUGGACUGUCUGCAUACAGUCUUUCCUCAAAGUUUAACAGCUGCUCUUCUUGUGAUUCUAUUACAUCAUUUAAAACCAGUGACAACGACAUCAGCAUUCCUGCUGACAACAUCACUGUAGCUUUGUUUGCCAUCACUGUCAACUGCAUGUAGCAGACUCUAAUUAUUUACAGAUAUAUAUAUAUAUAUAUAUUAGUGCUGUCAAGCAAUUAAUCGCAGCCAAAAUAAAAGUUUUUGUUUGCAUUAUA